AUGGCGCAGUUCCAGCUUUCCGCAGCCGGACACAGCAGCCCCAAGUGUGAACUGGGAGAAACUCUGCUGGGAGGAUACACCGAGCUGAGAGCCUGCUUGGCCGAGCAAUUGAAUGAAGGACGGUCAGAAGCUGCUAGCAUCGCCUUGCUCACCUUGCAGAAACAUCGCCGUGGUCGAUGGCUGGUGGACUUGAGGCUUGCCUUGGCCCUACAGGGUGAAGCAACGCAAUGCUUCAGCAUCGAUGGGGAGGAGUGCUUGUGGAGAAGCGGACCAUGGAAAUCUAGCGACGGAAAGAGCAAGUGGAAGUUGCUGAUCAAUUGCGUCAGCGAUGCUGCUCCAGCCUCCAUUCAGCGCCGUCUGCUCGCCGCGAUGCUGGACGCGGAAUCGCGUGGAGUCUUUGUCUCCAACGGCGUCGAAGCAUUCAUCGCAUGCGCGGGCAAGGUAGCGCAGCAUGCCUUGCUUCGGCGGUUGCAGCUUCCAUCGCCCCAGAGCGCUGUGGUCACUGAGGCCUCGGGCGAAGAGCUGGCCCAAAGGGCUGAGCAAGAACAGAUGCAAUACCCCUUGCUGCUGAAGCCAAAUGCAGGUGGUUUCGGCAACGGCAUCCUGCGCUUCGACAGCAGCGCGGCCUUGCGCGCCUCUGUCCAAGCGGAGUUGAAAGGCGCCUUUGGAGAGGAUGGCCUGGCGGUGCUGCAGGAACAGCACAGGCCCCGACACGGCUCGGUGGGACGGAUCUGGAUGUUGGAUGGCAAGGUGCUUUGUGCUGUCUUAGCGCCUGUCAUGGAGCUUGGCCAAGAGGGGCCCUCCGGGCCCUCCGGCUGCAUGGCCGACGGCCGCGCCGCCACGGCGGCCAGAGCGUGGCAACCGCCAGCAGGUGUGCAAGACGCUGCUGGUCGCAUUGUGGCGGCAGCCAAGGCUAAUUGGGGCAGCAUCGAGGUGAUCUGUCCAGAGGGUCGAGACACCGACGCGGAGGCUGAAGAGUGGCUCUUCUUCGAUCUGAAUCUGUCAUGCAUCAGUACCAUGCCAGAUCCAGCGUUGAUCUUGGACCCCGAUGGCCUUUGGCCCACAGGUUUCGACCCCUACGCGAGCCUGGCGAGUUAUCUGUGCCACAGGUCCUGGUCCGCGUCCCUGAUUCUCUGGUACCUCCUCUUCAACGCCUCAGUGGCAGUGGAGGAGUCUAUGUGGAACCACGUCAAGCAGAAGGACGAGGCACUGAUGCUUCCACAUCUGUGGUAUGGCUUCAAAACAGCACACUCGCAGGAGGCCAGCACAAACUCCGCAUCACCGAGAAGGGCAUUGCAGUGGCUCGAUUUGGGAACCGAUACCCCAUGGAACCCAGAAGAUCGGAGUUCUCAACAUGCUCAAGGCUUGGAAAUGGAAGGCUUGGGUCGCGCCACGGGCCUUCAUUUGCGCCGCCUGAACGAACUGCCGCGGCACGGCACAGCGCGACGAAAAAAGCUGUGCCGCGGGGUGCCGCGCUGGGAAGCAGAACAGAUCGAUCGCACCGUGCGUGAGCUCGAGCAACAGAUUUUCGCAGCCGGGGAAAUCGUGGUGCAACAAGACGAUCCUGCAAGGCACUUUUACCUCAUCCAGCGUGGCACCGUGGUGGUGCGAAAGGAUGGAAAAGUGUUGAGAACCUUAGGGAGGUGGGACUAUUUCGGCGAGCGCGGGCUGCUGCUGAAGGAACGCCGCUCCGCCACCUGCCAGGCCUUGGACGAGUGCAUUUGUUUGGUCUUGGACGCAGAUGAAUUCUUCGAGAUCGUGGGACACUUCCGCGAUGAGUUGGAACGGAGGAUGCAGCUGCAGGAUCUCAACCUGAACAUCUCUGAUCUGCAGUGCAAAGCGGUGGUGGGUCGCGGCACCUUCGGCGUGGUGCGCCUCGUGACGCCCAGGGAUAAGAAGGAUGCUCCAGAAUAUGCGCUGAAGUGUGUGAAGAAAUCACAGGUCGUACGGGGGAGGCAAGAACGCGCCAUCGUCAUGGAGCGUGAGGUGAACGCACAAUGCUACCACCCCUGCAUCGUGCAGUUCAUUAAGACUUUCCAGGACAAACACCACGUCUACUUUCUGACGGAAUUCCUGGGCGGUGGCGAUCUCUUCUAUGCCAUCCGUCUCAUUGGGGCCUUGAACAAGCUGCAGUGUCAAUUCUUCUCCGGUUCCAUCGCGUUGGGCAUUGAGUAUUUGCACGGCCGUGGCAUCAUGUACCGCGACCUGAAACCUGAGAACGUUCUUCUGGACUUCGCGGGUCGCGCCAAGUUGGUGGACUUCGGCUGUUGCAAGAAGGAGAUCCGGGCCAACACCUUGGUGGGAACGCCGGAGUACCUGGCACCGGAGGUGAUCAAGGGGAAGGGCUACACCAAAAGCAUCGAUUGGUGGUCCCUUGGGGUCAUGCUCUACGAGACGAAAUCGCCCUCAACCUGUCACAAUUCCUGCUGGUGCGCGCCGCGUGCGCCCCAGGGAAGAAGGAUGUGUAUUUAUAGUGGCAUUGAGGCCAUGAAAGCGAAGCCUGUGAAGGCAGUGAGUGACAGGCCACCGCAACCGUACCAGUUGGCUCAUCAGGGCACAAGGGCGCUACAGUCGUGGACUCCCAUCAGCUCUGCCAAUGAGGCCAGGUCAGUGUGUGACUGCGCAGAAAUGAUCUACGAGCAAUGGCACAAGGUGAUGCAGGCCAUAUGCAAGCACGGUGACAUAGUGGUUAGCUGCUACAAGUCGCGCCCUCACGCCAAAAUUGUCACUUCUCUGGGGCCUAAGCGCCUCAUAAAGGAGGCGAUGCCCCGCUUACCGGCAGUCAUGAGCGUCCCCACAGUUUCGUUGGAGAAGGUUCCCAGAAAUAGCGGUGCCUCAAAGGUUCAACCGUUCGUCGUGGGGCCUAUCCCUUUCGGGGCUGGAGAGGAGGAUCAAAUGAAGCUCUUCGCAGCGAUCAACGAGGCGCUUCAAGCCACCAGGGGUUGUGACAAAUUGGCGCCCUUGACCUUUCCCAAUUACGUGCCCGACGAUGCGACGCAGGUCUUGUCGGGCCUCUUGGAACGCCGCCCCGGACGGCGCCUGGGUGGUGGACCCGGCGGCGCCAAGGGGUGUAUCGCCACUGGAGGUGUUCACGUGUUCACCACCACAGGAGAGAUCAAGAAACAUCUCUGGUUCAAGUCGUUCGACUGGGAUGCCCUGGCUGGUGGCUUCUUCCCACCACCCUGGCAGCCGGACGCCAAGGCGCAGAUGAGCAAUUGGGAGGAGGGACUUCGAGACUUGCCUUUGGCAAUGGCUGCCAAGCAGCAUGAUGUUGAUUUGGUGAAAGCGCUGUUGGAAAACACGGUUAGCCUGAACUUGCUUCCUGAUGAAAUUUGCAUUGCUGCACUGCCGGAGCCCGAUGGAGAUCUGAUGGAUCAUGUGAGCACCGAGACCUUCGGCUUCGGCAAAGGUGGCGUUCAACCGGACGUUUCGCCAUGGGGAGUUCAGUAUUUCAGUGAUUUUAAUGUGAGUCGUCACUUGCGCCGGCUGAAGGUCUGGUUGACGAAAAAGCGGCACAGCUUCGACAAUGGUCUCCAGGUCGACACGAGGCGUGUGGCUUGUGGCUGUCCUCUAUGCUGCUUCCUACAGGUUGGCCGAUCCCUCUGCGUCACUCAACUGUUUUCCUUGCUGGCCAAACAGAGGACCGCCAAACAUCCCAGUGAGGCAGACAUUGCUGCCCUGGAAUCUUCCAACCCCGCCAGCCGCGUUUUCUCCAUGCGGCAACUCACAGGAACCUGGCUCCUUUCGAGCCCCAAGGAGAAUGCGCCCAAAGGGUUGAUGUCUGGCGACAUUCCACGCAUGCUCUUGAACCUUUAUGCCGGUGACAUUGGAAGGAUGUUGAGCAUGGAACUGGUCACGGAUCCUAAGCUCUUGAUUGCUCCAGACGGACGCACAGAGACCCAGACGCGCCUCAGGUGGGGUCAACAGGAAGACGACAUCAGCCUCCAGGGCAGCUUGGAACUCAUCGCGCCCAACAUCUUGCGCGAGAAGCCCAAGCUGACCCGUUCCAAAGCGCUGAAGCUUACUUGGCCGGCGAUGCAGAAGCCCCGGGUCAUGAACAUCACGUACUUCGAUGGAAACCUCCUCAUCGUCCGCGAUGCGCGGGGAAUUGUGGACGUCCUUAGACGAGAGGAGCCCCUGCGAAAGUUGCCUCAGACUCCAGGACCAUCCGUGAGUCCUCCACAGUCAGGACCGGUGGUUCAAAAUGUGGUUCCAGCGGUGAAGAAAGCGGCCACGCCCAGUGAGCAGGUCCACGGCCUCCUGGAAGAAGUUCAAAGCCUCAGCAGCUCCUUGGAGGCACUUCGAAACCAAAGCACCGAAGACCAGCAGGCCCGGCAACAGUUGGCCAAAGAGAUUGAGAGGCUUGAGAAGGAGUUGGACACUGCCACUAGCAAUGCGCGCGCCGACAACGUCAUUCUGAAGGCCCUUGAGAAAGUGAACACGAAGGUCACAGGCCUCUUUGAGGCGCAAGCCGAGAAGACGCAAGAGAAGGCGCGCACCUACGAAGACCUCCAGUCCGAGAUGGUUGGUCUUACCACUCGCGUUGCUGACUUGGAGGAGAAUAUCACCAGGUACCGCCUCCGCGAAGGCACGUUGCUCAAGGAGAUCCAGGCCCUUCAGUCCGAACGUGCCGCAGGCGACGCGUUCCGCACCGCAAUGCAGCAGGCCAAGGGCGAGUUGAAGACGGUGCGACACGACUUGCGCGAGUCCAUGCGGGACGUGAUGCGCUUGCGGGAGGAAGCGCGCAGCCACAGCUACGUCGUGGAACGCGCUCAGAAGCGUGCGGCCAACGAGUUGAAGGCCAGAAUGAAGAUCGAGGAAGAGCUCUUAGACCAAAAGCAAGGCCGAUCUGAGGCACAGGAGCGCCUGUCCCAGGCCGCCCAGGUCGAAAAGGACUUGAGGGAAGAGCUGGCCAACCUGCGAUCCGAGUUCGAGACCUUGCAGCAACGGGAGGCCAAAGCGCGGGAGAUCGCCAAAGGGAUGGAGGCAGAGAUCGACGAGCUGCUGAAGGAGGCAAAGACCGCACAGAAGACGCUGCAGCAGAGCGGUUUAGAUAAGAAGAAGCGGGGCUUCUGGGUGUCCAACGGCUCGUUUGGGCGACCUGCAGCUGCUGGACCAAUGGGUACAACUGAAAAAGGCGAGGCACCACACGUGGCUGGGGUGAAGGCCUUCUUCAACGGAGAUCGCGAGACAUUUCUGCCAAAGUUCCGCGCGGGCCUGGCAGAAAUCGACGACGUCACCUUGCGAGCCAGGCGUUUACUGUUUCUGGCAGAGCACGAUGCCGACAACGCCAUCACGUACCUGCGCGAAGCUGUGAAGGCAAAGCCAGAGUCCCGACAGGCGCAUGUGGCAUUGUGCCUCGCGUUGGAGGAGGCCAAAGACUUGGAAGCUCUUCAGCAGGCAGUGGCCGAUGCCAUUGUAGAGGCCGAUGUGUGGACCGACCGAAGGCAACGACCACUUUGCUUCCUGCGAGAGCUCUCCUCCCAGCCCUGGUGGUGCAACGCAGCGGUCCCCUGGGUGCAGGACUUGGAACGCCUGUCCCCGCAGAUCCGACACCACUUGGAGGCACUGAUGCCCUUGCUCCAUCAUGCCAGUGGGCCUCAACCACCGUGGGCCAUGGUGGGUGGUGAACAUCGUCUGUCGGGAUCGCAGGACGGCGAAGCCGUGACGCAAGGCAGUUGGCAUGAAGUGGUGCUCUUCGGCUAUGGACACGAAAACCAGGAUGAGAUUUGUCGACCCUUGAUGAACAUCCUUCGGAAUUUGCUGCCCGACGCCGUGUCAUUGGCGGAGGCAGGCGCUGGCGAAGUGAUCCUCUCGGCGCUGGCACCUCAUACGGAGGUGGCGCCGCAUUGUGCUAGAGCGAACCAUCGAUUGACCGCUCAUUUGGGCUUGCUGAUUCCGACAGGUGACCCGUUCCUGUGUGGAAUUCGAGUGGGCGAAGAAUGGAGAUGCUGGCAGCCGGACAAAGUGAUGAUUUUCGACGACUCCUUUGAGCAUGAGGUGUGUAAUCGCAGCCCCUCCACUCGCGUCGUUCUGUUGAUCCGCUUCUGGCACCCCCAGUUGCAGACUGAAACUCAGCGCCUGGGAGCCUUGCAGAGGAUGCAGGUGGCGCUGGCGCAACAUCAGCAGCUCCAAGUGCUUCCGCCCUUGGCACCGGCCUUCCAAGAGCCCAGCCAAGCACUGGAGGAGCACUUCUUGGGCGAUGGUCUGUGUCCAGGCUGCGGCGCCAACGAGGGCGGCGACUUGAUCUUGGACGAAGAGCGGAAAUGCGUCAGGCUGAUCUCCCGCUGCUGUGGCCACGUGUUGCAGUGA
Molecule: messenger RNA, 6312 nt
Organism: Cladocopium goreaui
Lineage: Eukaryota; Dinophyceae; Suessiales; Symbiodiniaceae
Source: the annotation of a GenBank genome assembly